Messenger RNA from Myzus persicae (green peach aphid), 3454 nucleotides. RefSeq lists its product as uncharacterized. Lineage: Eukaryota; Metazoa; Arthropoda; Insecta; Hemiptera; Aphididae. The transcript is spliced from 15 exons. Bases 142 to 999 code for a protein of 285 amino acids. The record is from RefSeq and is a predicted model, not a curated record.
CUGUAUAGUGAAAUCCAUAGGCGUCGCCUAAAUUAAUUUCAUCAAACUAUAUUGUUAACUGGAUUGUAUUGUAACUUUAUUUGUCCGUGCACUGUGUAAGAGUACUAACUGGGUUGAAAACAGCGUUUAUCAAAUUGAAAAAUGAUGAUUAAUACUUCUAAAUAUGACAAAAGCUUUAUUUUCUUAGUGUAUAAUGUUAUCAUGAUCAUUUCAACAGUAUCAUUCAAUAUUACUGCUGAACCGAAUAUAAGUAAUACAGACAAAUACGCUCCAGAUUAUGAUAUGAUCCAGAUAGAGGAUUUACCUGACUAUUAUAAGUAUUAUUUUCGUCCUUCCGUUUACGCGGGUCAACUGAAAAUUUUUCCAGUAAUGUUUUUCAGAUCAAUUUAUAAUUGUAAAUACUUGGUAUUACCAGACUUAAAAGACCGUUAUGACUAUGGAGAAUAUAGUCAAAAAUUUUAUGAAAGAUUAUUAAACUUAAAUCAUCAAUACAAAACAUCGAAUAAGAUAAUUAAAAAACAAGAAAAUAAUUACGAUAAGCUGCUUGCGAACUAUUCCAAAGUAACGAAAGAAGCAUAUGAUGCAGUAAAAAAGUACGAAGAUCCAGUGGAAAUGGACAAUAGAGAUUCAAACAGAAAAUUGAAAGAUGAAGCAGUACAAACUUAUCUAAAUACUGAAAUGGAAAUCUCUUCGGAUGAAGAGCUUCAUGAUGAAUUCAAGUACAUAUAUGCAAAUUAUGAAGUUCAUGCAUAUCCAACAGAAAAGAUCUUCUACCCUUCCACGGUUAGGCAAAGUGAAAAUGACAAUUCUUUACAAACACUGUUUUUCAACUGCAAUAACCUAAACGCUGGAGAAUAUCAUGAAGUUAUGUUUUUAUACAAAUUCAUAUCAAUCAUUAAGGAGGAUGAAAGUUUUUUUACGACAACAAUACUAAAUAUAUUGAUUACAUUGGGACAGUGCGUUCCGGUUAAAUUGCAUCCGCUUUUAAAGGGUAAGUAAUUUUGAUUCAUUCGUUAUUGAUAAUCGUUUUAAACUAUUGAAUAAUUGAAUGUACUUUAUUUAAGUUAAUUUAACUUAAUGAUGCUCUAAGAACAACAUUUAAUUUUUUUUAUUUUUACUUGCAGUAAUCGAUAAAACACGUUAAUUUUACUUUUUAUUUUGUCUAUUUUAUCUUAUCUAAUAUUAUCAUUAAUAUUGCUGAGUGAUUAAUUCUCUGUUAUUGUAUUGUGCAGAUUAUACGGGUAAAUUUAUUACUUAUUAGUAUAAGAUAUACUGUGGUGGAGGGGAACAAACUUUUUAUUUUUCUUCUGUUAACUUUUGCCAAAAGAUUGUUUUUGUUAUUUUUAGUGGUAAAACGAGUUAUGAUCAAGCAUAUUUAAGAAAUAUGUGGUCAAUGGCUAUCAGAAUUUUUUUUUGUAUCGGUUGAGUUUCUUUAUACAGUUUUUAAAGGCACCUUGACAGUCGUUAUUCAACCAUGGAACAUUUUUUACCCUAGGGUUUUGGUUGGUCUUAAGUCCAAUUGAUUUAUUUCCUGAAUCUAACAUAGUGUCCGUGAAUUUAUUAACUAUUGAGUCAAUUUUCUCUUGACUAUCAUAUAGAUGUUUAUCUAGUUAAAUGUUGCUGAGGGCAUGUUCGUUUAAUUCAUAGUAAAGGUCCAAGAUUAGGUUUUUAAGAUUCCAGUAAAUUCUUUGAUUAAUUUAGGUCGAAUAGUCAAGGGAUUGGAUACAUAUAGGCCAGUAUUCGUUGCUACUAUAUGUCAGAUUCGCCGAAAAAGUUCCAUUGCCAAUGUUGUGUCGCAUUAGUUAAUUAUUGUUGAGAAGGAAAAGAGACUCAUCGUCUAGCAAUUCUUCUACUGAUUUUUCCCGAUCAUCGGUGUGAGAGCAACCCCACAUAUUUUGGCUGUUGAAGUCACCCAAUAUUACAAAGGGUUUAGGGAGUUGCCUAUAAUGACUGCAAUAUAAUGUUUCGUAGAGGUUAACUAUCAGCAAUAUAUAUAUUGCAUAUUCAUAAGUGUCUCAAAAAUUUUACGAAUGUAGCUUUUAAUUCAAGGUCAGGCAUUGUAGAGAUGUUUUCGUUUACGAAUAUUACUCAUGAAGGUGACAACGCCGCCACUUGUUUUGUUUCUAAAAACGCCCGAGUAAAUGUUAAUGUGAGCAGUGUGGUUACACUUUAGAUUGGUUUCUUAGAAGCAAAUAUUUGGCAUUGAAAAUCAUAGACAAUGCGGUUGAUGUCGACUGAGCGUUUGUAGAAUGUGAAUGUUUCAUGGGAUUAUUGUGCUCACAGUUAAAUGUUGAAAGAAGAGAGAUGGAGAUUCUUGGGUUGGUUGUUUAGGUUGACUUUUGUUAAUCUGAAAGGGGGUCUUCAGUUUGAGGCAUAGAGUGGAAUUAGAAGUUCGUUAAACGGUCAUUCUAGCUUUCAUAUUUCUAUCAGCCAGUAAAGGUAUUAAUUUGUCAGACAUUUUGUGAACCACAGCUAGAUACAAUAUUACUGUAUAUUUCGUGUACGUUUAGAUUUUUGCUAGCGACAGUUUCUAAAAUAACCUUGAACGAGAUAAGACCUAUGGGGGUGUCAUUAUUUUGGAAGAUAGCUGUAGCAUACUCGAGUUGGAUAUCUAAUAUUUGUGCUUCUAGUUGAUGAGGUAGAUCUUGAUCUAGAGUUACUAGUUUAAAGUUUUUCUUGGUGUGAGUGAUUGUAUUAGAUAUAUUAUGAGUUGGUGUUACAUUGUCUAAAUCAAGGAUUGGAUGUGUCGAAGGAGGGGCAGGAGAUCAUAGCUAACGGGUGGAUUCUGAGGCUGACCUUUGGACGUUCUUCUUCUCUUCUCGAGUAUCCAUAACAACAUCGUCGGUGACUUUAUGACUCGGCGAGUUAGUAUCAACACUACACCUUUCGUUUUCAAUUUUAACUGUGUCAUUAGUUGUAAAAAUACGAUGAGGUUUGCCCAGGUUGACCGUGAUUGAAAACUGGAGUUUUUUCAAAUCAUCCAGAUUGAUGAAUAGUUGUUUGCGUUAUGUGAGUGAAUUGAUUGGUUGAAAACCAGCCUUUAAUGGUGCGAGAUGGUAUUCUGACAUUUAGAUUUGGGAGAAGAUUGAUAGUUGAGUUUUCUAGAAAUGGGAAUAUACAUAUUAGAAUGAUUCGUUUCGACUGGAUUAUCAGUAUACGUAGGUAUCGGUAUUUUUAUGUUAUCUAUAAAAAUUGUUGAAUGCUUAUUGACAAGUUCGUCGACCAUUAGUUGAUUUUUAAUGAAAAUACAAAAUCUUUUAUUAGAAAUGCGUGAAGCAGAGAUAAUGUUUGUUCCUUCGGUAAUUUGACUCAGUGCUGAGAGCGAUGAUGUAUUGGUUUUGUUUGACGCCAUCUAGUGAAUUGAGAACACAAAAGCUUGGUUCAUUUUAGGUAAGUAGGAUAAAAAGGAGAGUUCAAAAACCUGAUCCACUGAUCCCACUGAUCCCUGAUCCUG